Messenger RNA from Schistocerca piceifrons (Central American locust), 11476 nucleotides. RefSeq names its product histone acetyltransferase KAT6B (gene enok). Bases 330 to 7289 code for a protein of 2319 amino acids. Gene Ontology annotation, cellular component: nucleosome; MOZ/MORF histone acetyltransferase complex. The transcript is spliced from 17 exons. Gene Ontology annotation, molecular function: histone acetyltransferase activity; DNA binding. Gene Ontology annotation, biological process: regulation of DNA-templated transcription; nucleosome assembly. NCBI's taxonomy places the organism in Eukaryota, Metazoa, Arthropoda, Insecta, Orthoptera, Acrididae. The record is from RefSeq and is a predicted model, not a curated record.
GUAAACCUUUGUUGAUUGCGUGAAGUUGUGUUUUCACCACAGGACGUAAUUUCGGCCGUGUGUAUAGUGACUGUGGAUUGUUUUGGAUUUCUUUUCACGAAUGUAACUGCCGUAAACUUAAGAUGCAUGCAGAAUUCUUUCGUUAAAUGUGCAUAUCCGAAGAAGGUGAGGCCAAAGGCGGGACGCUGUUUUCUAUAUCCCGCCGGGUGCCGUCGCCAAAUUUUCAGAAGAAUGUGACUGUGUGAAGUGCUCAUACGUUUCGUGUGCUAUAGGCUAGACCUGAGUUUAUUUCAGAGUGAGAGUGUAUUACUUUCGUUUUAUAAACCCUCAUGAUGAAGGAUAACGAGGCGGUAUCGCAGGCGACGUGGGCCAAUUGGAUCUUGGAGGCAAUCCGAAAGAUCCGUAGCCAGAAACAAAGGCCGUCGGUAGAGAGAAUUUCCCAUGCAAUUAGGCAGCAUCAUAGUUAUCCGGAGGAAGUUAUUGCCGAAAAUUUAGAGCUCGCAGUUAAGGAGGGUACAGUGUUAAAAGUUUUUAACAAGGGCCAGAGUUCGUACAAAGAUCCUGGCGGAGUACAGAACAGGCAGCUGCUUGUUACCAAAGGAACAGAUUUAACGAAAGUAGUGGUAAAAGCAACGAGAGAAUUAAAUGAAAGAGAGGGCUCUACGCUUAAAAGCAUUGAAAAGUACAUUCGCCAGUCUCAUGCCGUUAACAUUACGUCUGAUGAUGUAGACUUCCGUGCAUUAUUGCGCAUUUCAUUGAAGCGUGCCGUGGCUCGGGGACUUCUUUCGCAGGAUGGCAGAUUAUUUCGGCCUGCUACGUACGGUCCUGGUGGAAUUCCAAAACGUUAUGCCGAUGGAUCGCCUCCCAAGCAGCGCAGGGCACCAAGUCCAGAACCAAAGCCUUCGGCGCCACUGCCCAUUUGUGGGGAAUGCUUGGGCACGGCGUCGCGCAACAAGAACGGCCGUGCGGAGGAACUGCGCAAGUGUGCCGGCUGCGGGAGCUCGGUGCACCUGUCGUGCCUGGCGCAGGAGCUGGCCACCGUGCUGUCGGCGGGCUCCACGUGGCACUGCGAAGAGUGCCGCACCUGCGCCGGCUGCGCCCAGCCCAAGGACCAGCUCUGCCUUGUGAGUUGCUGCUCUUGUGAGCGGAGCUAUCAUGCUGAGUGUUUGGACCCUCCUUCGGAGAGACGCCCAAAAAGCCCUUGGCGAUGUAGGCACUGCCUUGCUCAGCAACAGCAGCAGCAACCGGAACAAAAUCAGGAACAGCAAGUGCAGCACCACACUAUUAAGAAGCCACGCAAGAUUGAUGUUGCCAGCAGUGUUAUAAAGAAGUACUCCAAAGUCAGAGAAAAAACAAGAGACAUAAAAAAUUACAGGUUAUUGGCAGGUGUUCGGGCCACGAAAGAACCUGCUGCAAGUACUGCAACCCCCAGCAAGAAAGGAAAACGUGUAUCUGAUCAGUCUCCCGCUAACGACUCGAGCUCUGGCUCAGAGGAGGAAGUUGUUCCUGAACCUAAGACACUUCCUCCAGGUGUUACACAGAAGGAUGUGACAUUAUACAAAGAAACUCGUGAAAAAGCAAAUUCAGCAACACCAGCGGUAUUACCUAAUGUGGAUGCACCAGCCACAUCUAGUGGAGUAGUUUCUCCUUCAACAGCAGCAGCCCAGCAGAGGUGCCCUGCUGCUAUUGAAUUUGGCCAGUAUGAGAUACAGACCUGGUAUUCCUCACCGUACCCGCAGGAAUACGCCAGAUUACCAAAACUCUUCCUCUGUGAGUUUUGCCUUAAAUACACGAAGAGCAAGGCUGUGUUGGAAAGGCAUCAAGAUAAGUGUACUUGGAGACAUCCUCCAGCGACAGAAAUCUACCGUCACAAAGAUCUCUCUGUUUUUGAGGUGGAUGGAAAUGUGAACAAAAUCUACUGUCAAAACCUCUGUCUCUUGGCAAAGCUGUUCCUGGAUCACAAAACUCUUUACUAUGAUGUGGAGCCAUUUCUGUUUUAUGUGUUAACCAAAAACGACAAAAAGGGAUGCCACCUUGUAGGUUACUUCUCAAAGGAAAAGCAUUGUCAGCAGAAGUACAAUGUAUCGUGCAUAAUGACAAUGCCACAGUACCAAAGGCAAGGCUAUGGAAGAUUCCUCAUCCAUUUUAGUUACCUCCUGUCAAAGCAAGAGGGUCAACCUGGCACUCCAGAAAAACCAUUGUCAGAUUUGGGUCGUGUCUCUUACCAUGCGUACUGGAAGUCGAUAGUACUGGAGUAUCUGGAUCAACAUCGUAAUGAGCCAUUUUCUGUAGAUGCUGUUUGCCAGGAAACGGGAGUUUAUAGUCAUGACGUGGCAGCAACUCUACAAAUGCUCGGGAUGGUCAGACGCUGUCCUGAUGGCCGUCUCAUACUUGCUAUUGACUGGGCUCAAGUUGAUACCCACGCAUCACGUGUUCGUGCCUCCCGUACCCGCAUACCUCUGGAUCCAGAGUGCCUUCGGUGGACUCCUCUUGUUGCAACAGUUCCCACCAGGGAUGAUGACAAAGAGGAUGAUACAGAAUCUAAAGGGGAGAACAAUGACAGUCAGGAGGACAUAGCCAAAAGUGAGAAUGAAGAGGCUAUUGAGAAGAACACAGUUGUUGCAGAUAUGAAGGAACAGGAGACUUGUAAUCCACAGCAAAGUAAAGAUGAUCUGAAAACUAACGAAGUGAAAGAGGAGCUCCAACAGAGUCAAAGUCAGCGAGGCAGGAAACGGAAGACCCAAGUUCGCUUUAGCCCAAGCCCGACACCAGCUCCCACUCCAGCAACUACUACAUUAGAAACGAGUAACAGUGCCGAAAAUGAUAAUAUCAAUAAAACACCUAUUGUGCAGAAACGAAAAGUCGGAAGGCCACCUAAAAAGAAGUUAAUAGUUGACGCAGAAGUAAAAGUUCCUGAUGUUCGGCCACAGCCAUUUCUUGAAGUGCGAGCUGGGAAAAGAAAACGAUCAGGUUUUGAAGCAGUGACUGAUAAAAGUGGUUUAGAUGAAGAACCAGAUAGAAAAAAACUGAAAGUCGAGAAUGUUUUAAAGGCCAGCAGGCUAUUGGUUCUAAAGACAGAGACUGCUGCAACUGAGGAGGCUGCAAAAAGCCCACCUGCCAAGGCAAGCACCCAGACCCAUUCAGACAGUGGUUCUAAUAAAAAUAAAAGUAGUAGGCUGCUUGUUGAAGAAAGCCCUACAAAAUCUAGGUCAAAUGGUAGGCCAAAUCAGGUGGAAGAGAUUAUUCCUAAACAGAAAGCAAAUACAAGACAGAAUUCAGGAGAUGAUUUACUUGUAAAGCAAAAAAGCUGUUCAAAAUUAAAUCAGGUUGCUGAACCUUCAGUAAAAGAAACUCACAGUUCAAAAUCACCGGAUGACUAUUCAAAAACAAAAACUCCUUGUAAACCUUCUACAACUGACGAGAGUACUUUAAAAGGAAAAUUCAGUGCAAGACUUAGUCAUAAAGAAGAAUUAUCUACAAAAUCAAAAUUAAAUAGCAAGAUCAAGACAGAUGUUUCUCAUGGCAAAAGCAAACUGGGCUUGAGGCAGCAACCACAACAGAUAGGAAGGGCUGCUGGGGCUGCAUCUAUGAAGCUGAAAAGCAGACGGUCAGAGUUUGAUACACCUCUUCGAAAUCCUGGAAGGCGUAGAAUAUUAUCAGAAGAAACCAAGGAUGUGCAGAGUAAUACAGUUCCUCAGACACAGAAAGAAGAUAGACUGAGAAAGGAACCAAGUGAAACACCUCCAGGGCCAUUGCCGAGAGGCCGGAGAAAGUCACAAGCUCUACAAAAUUCUGUUGAAAAGGUGGAGCCAAAAAGAGAGAGAUGGUCACAGCGAAGGGAAAAGAGACUGCGCCUAGAAGAAGCUUCAAAGAGCACCUCAGAAGAUGUUGAAGACUGUCCGAUGCCUGAAUUGAAACCUGAAGUCCAAUUGGAAGGUGUAGGAGUGUUAAGGGAAACAGCAGUACCUCCUCCAUUGUCACCACCCCCUCUGCACCAGCAGCUAAGUACUGAUCUCCCUGAGAGAACCAAGAGGGCUGUGCAUUCCGGUGAAAAGAAGAAACGAGGGUGGAAAAAAGGCCGGCCCCGCCGUAAUCAUGUACCAGAACCAAAGUCUCCCAAACCACCGAAGUUAAAGAAGAAGCGUUUAAUGAAGCGUUAUACUGGGGAGGCAUCGGUGUCAUCAGUGAAGUUAAAUGAUUCUGAGAAGAAAAAUACAAAUGCUGUGAUAAUUUCUGAAUCUCAAGUUGAAGAAGGAAAAACUUGUGACAAAGAAGAGAAUGUGGAUGCUAUAAAUAAAUCUGAAGUUCCAGAUACAGACCCUGAAGUUUCAGAACCUAAAGAACAAGAAUUGGAACGAAGUUCUGAAGAAGAUAAGGGAAACAUUACCAACAUUGUCAGUGAGCAGGAAAAGGCUGAUGAAGUUGAACCUGUGAAGGAUAUUGUUGAAGAGAAGGAACAGAGUGAAGCACCUCUGUUGGAAGAAAAAACAGAGGAGGAAACAGUAAAUCCCUCCCUUCAAAAGAAUGAAGAGGAAAGUGCGAAAGAGCUCUUGACAACAGUUGAAAAAGAGCCCGUAGCAGAGGAACAGAGAGAGAAUGUAAAAUCGCCAAGUGUGGAGCUGGUUGAACAAGAUACUGAAAAGUUCUCAGCUCAAGAGUCCAAAGAUGAGCCUAAGUCUAGUGCAGAAAUUGAUGAACCACCGCCUGUUCCUUGUUCAAAAUUGGCCUCUGAACCUGAGAAAGAAGAUGUAAUACUUCUUGAAACAAAUGAGGAGGAGGAAGAUAAAGAAACUGACAUGCAGCCUAUUCAGGUGAAGACAGAUCUAGAUGAAGUGGAUCUUACUAAAAGUGAUGAAAAACAUCAUGAUCAUUAUGAGGAGGGUGAUAAUGCAAGCAUCACAGAAAAUAAUGAUGUUGAUGCUGUUAUGUUAGUUGAAUGUAGUGAUAACAAGGAGAAUAUGAGUGAUAAAUCACAGGAUUGCUGCAGUGUUUCAGGUGCUCCCUCAAAAAAUGAACCUGUGGAAGGUAAUGAGCUGGAUGAUAGAAAUGAACCAUCACAUAAUGAAGCAAGUUCACAGGUUGAUACAUUAAAAGACACUGAGAGCAAAACACCUGGUUCACCUCAAGCUGUUAUAAUAUUAGAGGAGAAAGAACUUAAUUCAAUGUCAACUCAGACGCAUUCCAGUUCACUUGGUAAUAUUAUGGAUGACAGUAGUGAUGGCUCCAAUUGUGGUACUGUUGAAGUCAGUCAGUCGUCGACCAUGCUCAGUAAUGAAAUGAGCCAACAAGACCAAGCUGACAGUGGUGCACCGUCCGGUGAUGACAAACAGUCAUCACAACAGUGUGAAGUUGUUGAAAUACCUAGUGGCAAUACAACACCUCGUUUAGAUAAUAGUGUUGAGACCAUUCAACCAGCAACACCUCUUAAUCCGGGAUCUGUAAAACACACACCACCAACACCUUCGCAGCCGGAAAUACCUAGUAUGGGAGUCUAUACUCCAGAUUCAACAACAAACUCUGUGCAUUCUCUUCAUGGGUAUGGUCAGUGUGAUCUUGACGUCAGUCAGUUGGGGUUAGAAUCUCCUACUUCUAUAUCUUCAAAUGAUAUGACAGCACAGAACUCUGUUGAGACUCCAAGACCCCCUUCAGUUCUUCCUCAGACGACCAGUCACACAACACAAACUUCAUGCCAGCAGACAUAUUCUGAGUGUAUACAGCACCAUAUGCAACAGCUCCAUCACCAGCAGCAGCAGCAGCUAGUGCCUACUUCCUUAGGCCAGCAGCAACAUUUGGCAAUCCAUAUUCCCAUAUCACAACAUCAACAAACUCAGCAUACUAUUCAGGUGCAGCAGCCUCAAGCUAAGACUCAGCGACAGAUGCAACAUCACCGCACUAAGUCCAGUACUGGCACACAGCAUAAACAUUCAAGCAAUCCAGUACAAACACAGAGGUCUACUCCACCAUCUGUGCAGCAGCAGACUCAACAACCACCACCACAACAGCAGCAGCAGCAGCACAAUCCCACACUUCAGCAGCAGCAUGCAGCUCUCCAGCAACAACAAUCCAGGCAAAGAUCUACACCACCAUCAGUGCACCAUAUGGCAAGCACAUUAUCGCAAGCAGCUCAGCAACAGCCUCCACCACAGCAGUUAUCACUGCAAGCAAUUCAUCAAACAACUUACCACCCACAUCAUCACAACAUCAUAUCAUCCCAAGCGAACUACAUUAGUGUGCCACAAAUGGCAGUGAGUUCUCAGGCCUUCCAGCCAAGUGCAGCUGGUACUUUUGUAAGCAUGCCAAUGACAACAGUGAUCCAGCAUCGUGUUGCUGCUGCAGCCCAGCAAGGUGCUGGAGUUGCUGCUCAUCGCACGGCUCCUGCCUGUUCCGUUACAGCUCCUGCUAAUUUCACUACAAAUUUCUAUGUGCAGACACCAGCUGCCCAUCCGCAUUCUCACACCCCUGCACCUGUUCCUGCACCCACACCUACACCUGCGCCAACUCCUGCACCAACACCCACACCACAGGCAGCCCCGCCAUCUGGUGGUGGGCAAGGUAAUGCUGCUUCUUCGUGUAGCCUUGCAAAGUUGCAGCAACUGACUAAUGGUCUGGAGGCUAUACCACAGAAUGCCUGUGGUACCAUGACUCCUCCUCCACCAGUUGACCUGACACCACCUCCUCCCGUCCCAUCUGCUCAUCAUCCACAUGCAGCCAUGACUCCACCACCUGCAGCGACUCACCAGAUGAUGCAGCAGCAAGCUGUAAGGAAUCUGCCAACACCACCUGCUGCAGUUCCCAAUAUACAAACACAAAUGACACUUGCUGCUGCUAAUUAUUACAAGUACCACCAAUCUAAUGUGAACGUGAGCAAUUUGGGGGCUGCUGUGGCACCACCUGUUGCAACAACUGGAGGUCGCACAUCUCGAACUCCUGCUGGCACUGGUGUCGCAACAGUGCAACAGAUGCAAGCUGCUCCUGCCAGAGUUAGUCCCAAUGUCACAAUAAAUCCUAAUUUGGUAGCAGCAGCUGGUUAUGGAACUUUAAAUGGUUAUCGAAUGGCAGCUCAGCAGACACCUGGAACUGUUGCAGGUUAUAUAACAAAUACAGCAGCUGCAGGUUUUAUCAACCAGGCACAAAUUCCUAUGCAAAUGGGUGUGAUGAAUAUGGCUCAGACGCAGUAUCAGGAUCCUGCAGCUAUUCAGAGGGCUGCGCAGCAAAAUACUAUGUACACUACAUAUGGCUAUAUAAAUGGCAGCAUAAUGCAGCCACUUAACGGGACUAUGCGUCGGUAGGACCAGUAGUUUGGCAUGGCAUUUUCAAGUUAAAUUUUGGUUGGAUUCUCAUUGCCAUGCACAACAUUUAAAAGGACAGUCAUGUAAAGUGAAAUUGUAAAUAAUGUAAUAUUGUUACACUGGUAUUGUACAUUGUAUUAUGUCCACAGCAGUAUGGAGUUGCCCUUCUGUAAUAUUUGAUCUCUCUCUCUCUCUCUCUCUCUCUCUCUCUCUCUCUCUCUCUCUCUUGUGUGUGUGUGUGUGUGUGUGUGUGUGUGUGUGUGAAAAACAUUUAAGUGUGCAGUGCAAUGCAUGGUAGCUGUUGUGCACUUACUGACAGUUACAUCAGACCUGUUUCCUGUUUAUGUUAUUAAACACUUUACUUGUAUUCUUAAUGCUAAAGUGUUUUCUCCCACCCGCUCCUCUCCCCUUGUUAUAUCACUAAUUCUUGAAAUUAUCAUAUGCCUAAAAAUUAUUAUUUUGUCAGUACAUAGCUCUUGAAUGAGACAGAUUGCAGCAAGUAUCACCAGAGAAUAAUUAUACUGGCUCAUAUUACAGUUUUAGUGUAAGUUUCAAUCAUUAAGAAUCAUAAUUGAGUCUAUUGUAUCGUCAUUUCAUUUCCAACAAAGGACGAUCAUUCCAGGCAGAGAUCUAAUAAAUACCCUGCCAAUACAGUAAGUGGCUACUGCUGUUUGUUCAGACAUCCAUUGUGUUUAAACUACUAGAAGAAAAAAAGUAAUAGAGAGAUCUGUUGUGGAAGGUUUUGUAGUGAAUACGUAUCCCAUUAUUGAUGUGAUAUUUUUGGUCCAAAUUGUAGAAAUUGUUAUACUCUAAUUUUGUAGCUUGAAAAAUCCUGCAUUUUUUGCAGUUUUCCAUAAAAAUAUUUUGAAUAUAAGAAACUCAGAAAUUGAAGAUAAUGACCAUUCGGUGAUACAGACUGGAACAGAGCAGGAGUCUAUUCCACAAAAUGACUGAAAUAGGUUAGAAAAUGUUGCUACAGUUUGCUUUAUAAUCAUAACUGGAAAAAACACAAACAGUUAUUUGUGAAAGGAAUUGUAGGCUAUUUCUUCCGUUUUUUAGUUCUUAGGUUAUAUUAUUACUGCCUUUUCGUUGGUGUAUACUGCACAAAAAAAAUUAAAAAAAAUAGUAUAAUUACUGAAUUGCUACUCGUCUCUCCCCAAAGAAUGUCGCUUCUUUGUCUUGUUUUGCUUUCUGUCCUGAAUAUUUAUGUAGUUAACUUAAAAAUAGAAGAAUAAUUCUCAGGGUACGGCUAAUGUAUACAAAGGCUGUGACGAGCAUAUCGCGAUAGAAUUGUGCAUUAAGCAAAUGAUCCUGAGGACCUGUCAUGCAGUGUAGUUUUUGAACAGUGUGGAAACCUGUUCUAUCAAGAAGCAAACACAUUGUUUCUUUUGUGUUGUGUUAAUACAGUUGUCAUUUAAGACUAAAUGAUCACAGUAAUUGCCUCGAGAGGAUUUCUUUUGUGCUGUUGUCAGUGUAAUCUGCCACCUCUCCCCCCCCCCACCCCCCACCACUACCACCACCACCACCACCACCACCACCACCCUUGUGACCCACACUUUGCCAAGGUUUGUUAUAUACAGACCACGUUAUAUUCUGUUGACAGCUUUCACAUAACUGAAGUUCCAAGUCGCCAGAAAGAUUAUUACUGUCUUUGUAACAGUAAACACUGUUGUAUAUGUUUCUUCAGAUUCAUGGAAUGUUCUGUACCUAAAUAAAGUGAUAGUUAUUCUGACAUAAAUAGAUAGAAUCUCAGCAAACUUGUUCACGAAUUGUCUGAGUUUCUAUUUUGUAUGUACUGGUGGAAAAGGAAUAAAACAAAAUGGUAACUGGCAACACACACAAAUUCCACUUCUUCCUGUGAUCAUCAAUAAUCUUCUAUGUAAUUGCCAGAAUUGAAUUUUUCCCUUAACUGUGAUCAAGUUUUUCAUUUGUUUUCCAUUGUUUAUUCAAUUAUUUGGUUGUAAAUGUUGUCAGUGGGAUGUAAUUUUGAAAAUAAAAUUGGAAUUGCUACUUAAAUCACAACCAGAGAGACAGCAUCCCAUUGAUUUCAAUAAAUGGGUUGAAAGGAAGGCUUUAUUCAUUUGAUUUAACAACACACAGUGAUAUCUGCUUAACAUAGUUAUAUAUUCUGUAUGGUUUUUAUUCUUAGAAUGUUGACACUACCAGAGCUUCUGUGGACUGAGAAUACAGUUGAUAGUAGAAAAUUGUGGCAUUGAUGAUUUCAUUUUGAAUGUCAGUCUCAUGACACAUUCAGCUGAAAAUAUGUAAAGCAUAUACUCAACUGAAAAAUGGACCUCUGGUUAAUGAAUAUAUUACUAACACACAAACAUUUCCUGAAUUGCGUUCCUUUUGUUAUAAAUUCAUGUAACUUAUAACAUAGGCAGUGCACAUUACUGCAAUGUGUUUUGUCUGCUUGGACUUUGUACUUUAUGCUUUAGUGGUUACUUAAGAGGAGGAGAAGUCUCUUGGUUUUUUCUCAUGACACUGUUACACAUUACUUUCUUUCACAUUUGUAGAGUCAGUUGGUUGGCUGUAUUUAGAAGCAUUCACAAUGUUGUCAGGAUGUUCUAUGCAGAGUUUAAAAGUGCUAUUAAUGGCUGUGUGUGGAUAAAAUUGCCAUUUAAUUGGGAAGAUGGAUAUGUGGUGCAGUGUUUUACGACUUUUGUAAUCAGGGUUACUUUCUUAAACAUGUGCUAUAGUGCGUAGCAUAUGUACAAGAAGUAAAUUAAGACUUUGUGGUUGACAUCAUGAUCAGCUACUCUUUUAAUAAUCAACAUAUUGAUUGCAGUAUCCAUACUGUGGCAAGAGUAGGCACACGGUAGGUUAGGAAACAUGCUAACAAGAUUGUAUAAUAUUUUCUAUGCUUGAAUCUUCGUUUUCUAUUCAGGUUGUAUAUUAAAGAGUUUUAUGCCUUUUAAAUCAACACGUGUGUGCUAUAUAUCUGUACCAACAAUGACUUCUGGCUAAUGUAUUUAUCUGUGUGCAUGUGCAGUUCAAAAAAUAGACUGUUGAGCAGCCAUAAACAUUGUUUUUGUUGCUAAGGUAAAUAUGUUAAAUAUUUAUGUUUGUCACCUGAAGACUUCAAAUUUUUUUAGAUGAUAGUUUUUACUAUCAGCUAAACUACUGCAUAAAUCUGUACAUUAAAUGUUGCAGUGUUAGGUUUUUAAUGUAAUUUUAUAAUCAUUGUAAAUAAACACUGUUCUGCUGUUCUUAUCUGGGAGCAGUAAUCCAUUAAGACUGUGAUUAGUGAUACUUUUAUGAGCAAUUGUUGUUUAAUGAUGUAUAUUGUGUUCCAUAUUGAUGACUGUAUUUUGAGGAUGUCAAUAAGAGAAGUGUGAUCAUUGUACAAAUUCUGGUAUGUGUUGUGCAACUGAUAUGAAUGGAAUGUGAUAUUCUGAGUGGAUGCUGUUUUGCGUGAAAGGACAAAUGAGAAUGUAAAAUGAAACAAAAAAGAAAUUGAAAAAUUGGUAGCUCACAUGGUACAAAUUUUCUGCUUUGUGAAUGUUUUUAUCUGUAUAAAGUGAAUGAUUUGUUUUAAGACAUUUCCUUUAUUCUGUAAUGUGUGAACUGACAAUUUCUUCGACUAUCCUGUUGAAGAACUAUAUUAAUAAAAUGUGUUGUGUAAGGCACUCAACAUAAUAUAAUUUAAAGAGAGACUAAGAGGUGUUGACUAUUUGUUAGCUUUUGUUGACAUUUAUUGACUGAAAGAGGGCUGUUUUGAAGAUAAAUGCGAGUCAUUGGUCUGUCCCUGCUGUCUAGGGUUAUGUUUUCUAGAACAUCUGGGAAGGACUUGAUGCUGUCCUUAGUUCUAGAUUUAUAGAGCAAGAAAUCACUGAUAAAAUAGCUUGUUGUGCUAUGUGUAAUAUUUAUAUGGGUAAAAGUGAUAUUAGGUAUACAAAAAGUAUUUGGCUGUAAGCUAUAUUUAUCUAAGUUUUUGUCUCUAUAUGUACAUUUCUUAUAAUAAUUAUUUUUAUGAAAACAAUAUUAAAAGAGAACUAAACAAUAAAUCUUAGUGAUUCUUUUUAAUGUACAUACUCUGUGUAAUGCUAAGGUAGGGACAUCACAAAUACAUGUAAUAAAGAUUAGAAGCCCUGCCUUGUGGCACAAAUUUGUGAAAAUGUUCUUCAUAGCUGCUCAUGUUAGUGAGGCUGUAUAUACGCUGAAUGAUUAAAAGCUGUUAAUACAUU